ACGUCGCCGGGGGUGGGCGCUUUGCUCCCGAUUUUCCCCGAUUUUCCGAUCGUGUGUGAACUUUUAGUGAUUGCGAAUUUUAUCUGUGAAUGUGUUAAAGUUUAUUUGAGUUUUAUCAAAGGGAUGUGGUUUGCUGAUUACAAUACUUUUAUGUAAAAUCCUUCCCAGUGAGACAAUAGACAAUGUAGAAGAGUGUGUCAAAAUGACAGUCCGUCAUUGAAAGCAAGAUGGCGGGCAGUUUGGGCGGGAAAGUGGCGUGGCGCGCGCUUCUAUUUGCAGUGCUGUUGGAUAACGUGAUCUGUCAAGUCGGCUGGACGGAGACGAAUGAAGACUUGGGGGGCAAACGAGCAGACGGAUCAUCGGAUGUCGAUUUUGUUCCAGUGUCCACCGUGGAGGUUGAAGCCGUGGUGGGGAGGACGGCUUCCCUCCCCUGCGACAUUGAACCGGACUCCAACGAGGAUCGAGUCUACAUGGUGUUGUGGUUCCGGCAUUCUGGGGGAAAACCGCUGUACAGUUUCGAUGUGCGCGGCCGCAGCUUCAACAAAGCCCUCCAUUGGUCAGACCCUCUGGCUUUUGGGAGGAGAGCCUACUUCGUCACCAUGUCCAGACCCUCGGCCCUCACAGUGGAUGCUGUUCAGCUCGAUGAUGAGGGCAUCUACAGAUGCAGGGUGGACUUCAAGAAUUCUCCUACUAGGAAUUUUCAGAUCAAAUUAAAUGUUGUUGUACCACCGCAUCAGCUGCUCCUCUAUGACGAGGCUGGGCGUGAUGUAGCUGGAGUAGUUGGACCUCUAGAGGAGGGCGGAAACUUCACUCUACUCUGCGAGCUUAGAGGGGGUCGUCCGCAGCCCACCCUCACGUGGCUGAUCAACAACAAGCAGAUAGAUGACCACACCAUCCUCAAGAAUGAUGGCAAGGUCAUCGUCAGCCGCAUCAGCAUCGGAGGAGCUGAGAGGAGCUGGUUGAACACCAGCAUCAGGUGUCAAGCCACCAACACGCCUUUGCUAAGUCCUCAUGAAAGAACUGCUCGCGUGGAAAUGCAUUUGCGACCGACAUCAGUGAUGAUAACCAACAAACCUGGGCAGAUGUCAGCUGACUCGGAGAUCACCAUCAUCUGCGUCACCCAUGGCAGUAGACCGGCAGCCCAGGUCACCUGGUUUAGGGAGAACAGAAGAUACACGAAGGGAAAGCACAGCGAGUUCACGAAUGAGACGACCACUGUCAGCAAACUGACGAUGCUGCCUCAGCCCGAAGAUGACGGAGCCAUGAUCAGGUGUCGCGCUGACAACCCUGUGCUGAGGGUGGCACUGGAAGAUGCCUUCAGAAUGAGUGUUGUUUACCGUCCAGUCCUGACGAUGUCACUGGGCAGCACGCUGAACCCCAACGACAUCAAAGAAGGAGACGAUGUGUACUUCGAGUGCAACAUCAAGGCCAACCCUAAGGAACAUCGGAUCUCCUGGUAUCAUAACGACAUACAAGUGAGCCAGAACAUGUCUUCGGGAGUGUUCAUCAGCACCAAGUCCCUCGUCCUCCAGAGGGUGACCAAGAGGGAUGGAGGUCUCUACACUUGUAGGGCAGCCAACCAGAUGGGCGAGUCCAGCAGUCAAGCUGUGUAUUUAAGAGUGCAGUACGCGCCAGUAUGCGCCCAGCCAUCCCCGCUGCUGAUUGGCGCGCGCCUUGACGAACAGCUGCGCGUACGCUGCACUGUGAACGCAGACCCUGCUGACGUCACGUUCUACUGGCAGUUCAACAACAGUGGCGAGAGCUUCCAGGUGUCUCCUGCGAGAUACGUUUCAACGGGUGGAACAUCGAGUGAGCUCCGGUACCGGGCAGCGAGUGAGCGUGACUAUGGCGCCUUGCUCUGCCGCGCUACCAACGCAGUGGGUCGACAGAAACGGCCCUGUGUCUUCCAAAUAGUACCAGCUGCUCGUCCGUCACCACCGCGGAACUGCACAGCCAAGAGGGUGAUCAUCCACAAUGAAGCCCUCCUCUCCGUCAAGUGUGCCGCUGGCUACGACGGAGGCCUCAACCAGCACUUCACUCUGGACAUCCUGGGAGAGAACGGGAGGACCCUGGCUAAUACUACGGCUAAUUUUAUUGAUCUAAUAGUAUGGUUCAACAUCAGCUGGUCAGCGGUGGAUUCUUUGGAGGAAGAUGAGGAUCUUGCCGUGACUGCUCGGAACAGCAAGGGUGCUUCGGAUCCUGUACUGCUUAGAGAUCUGGUCUUCAGAGACGCUGAGAAAAGAGCAGAGAGUACAACGCGGGCAGAGACGAAGUUCCCGACAGCUGCUGCGUUCGCGGGACUGGCUGCUAUACUAACGGCGGCAGGCGCCAUUGCAGUGCUCGCCGUGAGAAAGCGAGGAGAAACUACCACCACCUCCAAGCGACCUUCGCAGAGCGUGGUGCAGGUGGACGCUCAGGGGAGGCGGUUCCUCAUAGCAUACCCUGCGCCUGCAGACAAGCUGGAGACCAAACCUGACAUAUUGAAUCCUAAGGCUGACAACGAGCCGCCGCGCGUGGUGCUGGAGUCAAGUGACAACAAGAGCUACAGCAUCAGGGAGGCGAGCUCCGAGCCACACAAGUCAGCGUACAGCCCACCACCACCACCAGAAAACAUGAUGCCUGAAAGAUAGCAUAUGGAUCAAAUCCAGAGUGAUAUGUAAAUAUGAAGUUCCAAAGACUAUAAAAUUGUAAAUUCAAAGGAUGCCAACAAUUAUUAUUAUUAAAUAAUAGUUAAUAAGAAAUAAUAAUAGAAUUUAUAGACAAACUCUUCCAUAUCAAUUUAAACAUAUUUGUAAAUUUAUCGAGAUUUCAACUUCUUGAAUACGUUUUUAAAAGUAAAAAAAAAACAUUUUUUUUGUAAAUAAUUCACUCAACCUUAUCAUUACAUAACAUAUCAAAAGCAACCUUAUUUCUUUUCUAAAUAAAAUUGAUUUUCAAAUGUACCACUUCAAAUAAAACGUUUUCAAGAACGCAAAAAUCUCAAGAAGUUAUUUUUAAGACGAAACUAUGUAAAAAUUAUGUGAUUAAAUAUAAUGAGCGUUGGAUUAUUAAAUAAACUUACGGUUUUCA
Molecule: messenger RNA, 3069 nt
Organism: Spodoptera frugiperda (fall armyworm)
Lineage: Eukaryota; Metazoa; Arthropoda; Insecta; Lepidoptera; Noctuidae
Product: hemicentin-2
Exons: 19
Coding region: 228-2630 (800 amino acids)
Source: RefSeq, a predicted model, not a curated record